GGAUUUUGUUAUUUUAAUUUGUAAAAAAAUGUAAAUGUAAAUUCUGCUAGCUGCACUGUUUGGAAAUAACGGAGGGAGGGUUCCGGAGCCUUUACCAGGUCGUGUGCCUUUUAAAAUAAAAGCAACAGAUAGAAUAAUUUGGCUGAAGUGAGUCUCGGAGAAAGUGCGCUGAUAGAAUCAGAGCAACGUGAAACGGAGGAGCCGGAAGCUGCUGUCCUCACAGCACCCCGAAGUAGGAAAGUUUCCCAGGAAACACUGGAGCCAGUUCCACUGCUGUUUGUCACCUUUCAUCAUUUACAUUUUUACAUAACCCACAGUGCGAGCUGCUGGACGCAUGGUUAUUAAUUUACAGUCAGGCUAAAUGUGAAGGGGGAGUAUGUGUGGAAAGGCUGGGAUAUUAAAGAGCACCCCCUGCUCUGAAGCAUUCCCCAGAGUACGUGAAUCCGAAGCAACUUUCUUCCUGUAAAAAAAUGAUCAAACAACCUGUUGCUUUGUCAGAGUUUUUUAUUUUUCUUGGGUAAUGAGGACAUCAAUUAUUAUUUUUUGAAACCCUUAAAUAAAAUACACCCAGAGACUUGUAACAAAGUAAACUUUUACAAUUUUAAAUUCACAUUUCAGAAGACAAUUUCUGCCUUAAACGACGUGGCCACGAAGGCCAAUGACUUUGAAUGAUUUCAAAUAAUUAUUUGUUCAAAUGAGUUACUUCUUCGUAUUUCUUCGCGGCUUUUUAAACUGCACUCAAACCCAAAGUCUUGCCCAUAAGGCUCGUGGACACGCUGCGGCCAGUCUCUUUCAUCCUCGCAGCGCAGGAGUUGGACAUUGGAUUUGGCACGACUCAUUCCGCCGAUAUAAACGACGGCGGGUAGAUUCGUGUACGAGCGCGUGCAUUUGAUCGCUUCACUUAUACGUCCCGCAUUAAGCUUUAUGUCUGUCAAAUGUCGAGAUUUUAAAGAAUGCGUUUCACGGGAAGGCGGAGGAGAGUUUUAAGAGGCAACCACGUUUGCAAGUAUCGCGGCGCAUUUCAAAGCAUUUCUCCUGCGAUAUUUGAAAACGGAGUCGUGCGGUGAACGCCUGCGUGUCCCUUUUAAAACAAACCCAGCGCCUGUCAAUCACGGCGCAUUCCAACCAAUCCCAAAGCUCCCUUUUUUUUAAAAGCAGCUCUGCCUGCUGUGCUUUUAUAUUGCACCGUGGCCUGUUUCGAAGCAUUUUUACUACCACGGUUAUUGCCACAAAUCAAGAGGGCAAAGUAAACGGCAUGGGACUCGCACCAACUUUAACGAAUCCGAGUCUGGUUCCUACUCCUGCGAGGUUCACGGCCACGAAUUUCACAUGCAGAUGAUACACAGACAGCGAAAAUGGAGAGGGGACGUCUGGGUGCAUCCUGAGUGCUGAAUUGGUUGAUUUUGCAAACUCAUAGCCUGAACUCACAACAAAAACAUGACAAGCCUUUCGAGGUUUAGUGGCUGCCCUCUCUCUUGCGUCAACCCCGGGGAGAGCAAUACUGAACCCAGCGUGGUGCUGCCACCUUUGGCAGGAGAGCACAUGGGACUCCCCACUGGCAGUUCCUUAAAACUCUGCCCCUCGCACAAUUUGCGAGACUACCCCGAGACGAGGUCCAGUGCAUAUGUUGACCAUUCGGUUCCCAAUUUUUCAGACUCUGGAUACCACAGCCGCCGGUUAGAGCACAGCCCCAGGGGCAUUAUCAUUGGAGCCAAUCUUUCUGGAGCCGGCAUGCCACCCGUCACUGAUCAACUGGCAUCGAGAGCUAACCAACAUGGCGGGAUUGGAAGGUACCGUGACUUUCCUGGCUACAGAGACAACAGGAGCCAUCUUUUUUUUUCAAGUUAUCAGGAGCAGGCCCACACCUCCGGCGACGCACCUCGAGACUUCGGCAGCCAGAUGAUGCUGGGUCUGCCCGGCGACCUCCUCGGCCGGACUCACCCUUAUGGCCAAACUAUCAACCCCAAGGGAAGCAACCAGCAGCUCGUCUCCCAGUUCCUGGGUCUGUACAAACCCCUCAACAUGGCUAUUCAGCGCGGGGGAGGCGACGCUUUCCUCAGGUGCUCUAAGCAAAUGGUGAAGCACGAGCUGGUGUGCAAGUGGAGUGACGGCCAAGAGGGGGCUGGGAAGCUGUCCUGCUGCAGAGCCUUCGGGACCAUGUAUGAACUUGUCACCCAUGUGACAGUGGAGCACGUCGGAGGACCAGAUCAGUCCGAGUAUGUCUGUCACUGGGAGAACUGUGCGAGGGACAGGAAGCCGUUCAAAGCCAAAUACAAGCUGGUGAACCACGUCAGAGUCCACACAGGGGAAAAGCCCUUUCCCUGCCCCUUUCACGGCUGUGAGAAAGUUUUUGCACGAUCAGAGAAUCUUAAAAUCCACAAGAGGACUCACACAGGUGAAAAGCCUUUUAAAUGCGAGUUCGACGGCUGCAACCGGAGGUUCGCGAACAGCAGCGACCGGAAGAAGCAUUCUCACGUGCACUCCAGCGACAAACCCUACACGUGCAAGGUCAGGGGCUGCGACAAGUGUUACACCCACCCGAGCUCCCUGCGAAAGCACAUGAAGCUCCACUGCAACAGGGCCCUGGACGCCAAGAGCGAGGACCUGCGCCCCUGCGACGGCGGGCACGACGCGCAGGCCAGGCCCACCCGCGUCCCGGAUGGAGCCCCCGAUGGCGGCUCUCCUCACCCGCCCACCCCGACUCAAGACAUCCCCCCGUCCCCGGAGAGUCGAGAGGAGUCGACCCCGAGGUCACGUUUCCAUCACGCGUUUGACAGCAGCUUGGACUACUCCGCGCACAGGCCACAGCCCCUCUUGGACCCUCUGUUGCUGCAGAGAGGCGGCUACAGGUCCCAGUCCUCCCAGUACCCCUGCGGCCAGACGGCUCACACUUUCGCCCAGAGCUCGAGGACUUUCCCCUCCACUUCUCCCUUUCAGAAAAGCAUCGUCAAUGGAUGGUACACAUGCCACAGUGGCGUGGAUUCCUUCCCACCAAAGCAAUGUAACAACACCCCGUGUCUCUAAGUAGCUGUUGGGACCCACGCGGCCGAUAUAUUUCCCUCUGUAACCGAAUCACUUACAGAUUUGCUACUCUGUGUAUUCUCUGUGUGGAUGUUGUAUCAAAUAUUUCGUGACAAACACACACACACACACACACACACACACGCACAAGUCAUCCUGUGAUUGCCGUAAUGUGUUCAGCUGUAUCUGUUGUCGUGGGACCUUUUUGGGUGGUUUUUGGCUCCCAGCCAAUAGUCUCAUAAACCCCACAGUGGGUUCUGGGACUUUUAGUGUACAUGCGUAAUUGUUCAAGAUAUCUAUCUUAAGUGAGACAGAAAAAAAAUGAUAAACGGAUUUCAUGAAAAUCGUUUAAUCCUCUGAAAGUUAAAUAAAAAGGAGACGUCUUGCUGAAUGUA
Messenger RNA from Pungitius pungitius (ninespine stickleback), 3416 nucleotides. RefSeq names its product zic family member 6 (gene zic6). The record is from RefSeq and is a predicted model, not a curated record. Gene Ontology annotation, biological process: regulation of transcription by RNA polymerase II. NCBI's taxonomy places the organism in Eukaryota, Metazoa, Chordata, Actinopteri, Perciformes, Gasterosteidae. The transcript has 2 exons. Gene Ontology annotation, molecular function: RNA polymerase II cis-regulatory region sequence-specific DNA binding; DNA-binding transcription factor activity, RNA polymerase II-specific. The coding region runs from base 1438 to 3024 and encodes 528 amino acids. Gene Ontology annotation, cellular component: nucleus.